Molecule: messenger RNA, 3896 nt
Organism: Silurus meridionalis
Lineage: Eukaryota; Metazoa; Chordata; Actinopteri; Siluriformes; Siluridae
Gene: gusb
Product: glucuronidase, beta
Exons: 12
Coding region: 84-1997 (637 amino acids)
Biological process (GO): glucuronoside catabolic process; carbohydrate metabolic process
Molecular function (GO): carbohydrate binding; beta-glucuronidase activity
Source: RefSeq, a predicted model, not a curated record
ACACGUGAAAGAUAGCGGAAGUGAGGGAGAAACGCACAGUUCAGCUGGAGAGGAGCUUCUGCUCACUGCACAAAGUGGUAACAAUGUGGCUGUUAAAUGUUGUAUGUCUUGCUGCUGUGUGGAAAUUGGGCGAGUCGGUGGAUGGCGGGAUGCUCUUCCCUCAGGAGUCUCUUUCGCGGGAGGUGAAGGAGAUCAACGGACUGUGGAGCUUCAGAGCUGAUUUCUCUCCCAACAGGAACCAGGGCUUCGACCAGUUCUGGUUUAAACGCCCGCUAGCUGAGUCUGGUCUGGUCAUCGACAUGCCAGUACCCUCCAGCUUCAACGACAUAACACAGAACCCUAACCUGAGAGAUUUCAUCGGCUGGGUGUGGUACGAGAAGGAGGCAUGGAUCCCUCAGCACUGGCUUCAGAACAAGGACACAAGGAUUAUGCUGAGAGUUGGAAGCGCUCACUACUAUGCAGUGGUUUGGGUGAACGGAGUCCAGGUGAUGGAGCAUGAGGGCGGCCAUCUUCCCUUUGAAGCGAAUAUUACUGAUGUGAUCCGGAUGGACGCGACUAUGCCGUUUCGCAUCACCAUCGCUGUUAAUAACACCCUGGACCUGCACACUCUUCCACCGGGAACCAUCCAGUACAUGAACGAUCCUACCAAAUAUCCUAAAAAUUACUUCAUUCAAAACACCAACUUCGAUUUCUUUAACUACGCGGGAAUACAUCGAUCCGUGGUAUUGUACACAACUCCAAAGGCGUACAUCGAUGACAUCACUGUGACUACUUCCUUCUCAGAUAGCACUGGCAUAGUGAAUUAUAACGUGACCCCCAGGGGCAGUGCCAAGCCAUUUGUAAAGGUCACGAUCAUGGAUAAAGAUGGACGAUGUGUGGCCACUUCUAAUGGAACCCUUGGAGUUCUCAAAGUGCCUGAAGUCAAUCUGUGGUGGCCUUAUCUGAUGCACCAGAACCCAGGAUAUCUUUACUCUAUGGAGGUUCAGCUCACAGCGGAAAGUGGCGUUGUGGAUUACUAUAGGCUGCCUGUGGGUAUUCGUACCGUCAGUGUCACCAGCACACAGUUUCUCAUCAACAACAAACCCUUCUACUUCCACGGAGUCAACAAACACGAGGAUGCAGAUAUACGAGGGAAGGGCUUCGACUGGCCGCUCAUCGUGAAAGAUUUUAACCUGAUGAAGUGGAUGGGUGCAAACUCGUUCCGUACUAGUCACUACCCGUAUGCUGAGGAGAUCCUGCAGAUGGCCGACCGCCACGGUAUCGUGAUUAUAGACGAGUGCCCCGGAGUGGGUAUCAAAGACAUACGCAGCUUUGAUAACAAUUCGCUGGCCCAUCACCUUGUCGUCAUGAAGGAGCUGGUGAGGCGGGAUAAGAACCACCCCUCUGUGGUCAUGUGGUCUGUAGCCAAUGAGCCGGCAUCCGAGAUGCCACCAGCAGGCUUCUAUUUCAAGCAGCUAAUAACGUACACAAAAUCUUUGGAUCCGACACGUCUGGUGACCUUCAUCACAGACAGUAACUAUGCCAGAGACUUAGGAGCUCCCUACGUGGAUGUGAUCUGCGUGAACAGUUACUUCUCUUGGUACCAUGACCCUGGGCAUCUGGAGGUCAUCUCCAUCCAGCUGCACACUCAGUUUGACGACUGGUACGGCAAAUACAAGAAGCCGAUCAUACAGAGCGAGUACGGGGCAGAUGCUGUAGCCGGACUACAUAAUGAUCCCCCUUUUAUGUUUACCGAGGAGUACCAGAAAACCGUCCUGCAGAACUACCACACAGUGUUCGAUCAGAAGAGGAAGGAGUUUGUCGUAGGAGAGCUUAUCUGGAACUUUGCUGACUUCUUGACCGCUCAGGGUGUCACUCGUGUGGUGGGCAACAAGAAGGGCAUGUUCACCCGGCAGCGGCAACCCAAAUCAGGAGCUUUCCUUCUGAAAGAGCGGUACUGGAGGAUCGCCAAUGAGACAGGUGUCCUGUCCACAUGGGCCAAAUACCCCUGCCUGUGAAACCUUCAGCCUGGCUGCCAUGUUUCAUGAGAGAGAGUGAGAGAGUGUGAGAGAGUGUGAGAGAGAGUGAGUAAGAGAGAGAGAGAGACUACAAUUUUUUACUGUAAAAAUGAGUUCAAAUAUGUUUGAUUCAAAACAGUGCCUUAUCCAAACCAGUUUUUGAUCAGAUUUCUGUCUUAAUAAUUCAGGGAAGAUUUACAUUUUUUCUUACCCACAAAUGAGCAAUUAUCCCGCUCAUUUUAUCGAGCUUAUAUUGCCAUGAAUACCAGGAUUUCGCAGGUGUAUGAGGUGAACAGCUCUAUUACAAUACUACUACAGUGGCACUAUUCUCAAGCUGCUUUGUACAAAAGUAGAUACACUGCAUUUUCUCCUCACUGCCUCUACAGCAACCAAAACCCCAGUUCAGUUUCCUCACCAAACAUCGUUUUUUUUUUUUUACAUUGAUCAGACACCCAGCAUUUCAGCUUCUCCCUUAAUGUUUACGAUUCACAUUCGACUCGGUGGCCGUGUAUCUUUUUAUGGAUAGAAACAGUGUUAUUUCGUUUUGGGUUCCGAAGCAUGAUAGAAAUCUGUUAUGUCUUCAGGUUGUAAUAAGCAUUUCGAGCGUCUCUUUGUUUUCCCGACGUUCCAGGCAUGACCUGCAUUCCGGUCUUGUUUACGAACCCUCAAAACAGCUACUUCGGUUUAAAAAAAAAAACGAACAAAUACAAACCUAUAAACGUUUUUUUUUUUUUUUUAUCGUUAGAUUAGAUUUCAAUGUUGUGUGUAAGGAUCAUGUGCAGGAAAACUGGGGUUAUUAUCGAUCAUUAAUUUCAAUGGAACCUAUAAAUUACUGUACAGUAAAUAACAUCUGGGAAAAACUACUUAAAUAGUAACCACAUACUGUAUACAUUUGUUUAGACUAUAAAGUCACACACAUUUCGGACUAACAAGUGAAAAACCACUCUAUACUGUAUAUCAUUAUGCUGGUUUACUAAUGAGAUACUUGAUAAGCUCUUUGGCAGUGGGUUAUAGAUCAUGAUGAAGUGCUGAGUUGUUUUCAGUCUUUUAAAUGGACCAGGAUUAAUGAGUAGACGAUUGUGAUUUUUAUUUUUUUUUUAUAAAAUGACUGCAUUUGUAUCUCAUUAUUAAUAGAAAUCCUAAACUUGGACAUGAAGUUGGCUUAUCAAGGAAAGGGGGCAACCCAUUUGUUAAGAUGUUGGACUUUCAAAUCCCAGCCCCAUUAAGCUGCCACUGCUGGACUUUUGAACUAGGAACUUCCUUCAACUGCUCCAUUGUAUGCAUGAGAUAACUGUAAGAAGCUCUGGAUAAGGGAGUCUGCCAAAUGCCUGAAUUGUAAAUAUGCUCAGCAGGAAUGUUUGAGAAGUUACAUAUUUGGGGUCUCGUCAACUCUGAAUUAAUGGUUCACUACCACUUGGAAAAUUGGUGCAUUACUUCUAUAAAUGCACUUUAUUACAUGAAUAAUUCUAUUUUUAAUAGUAUAAAUAUAGAUGGACCAGUGGAUGUUGAUCACCCCAAUGUGAACCAGGUUAGAUUCCGUAGGCAAGGAACCAACCCUGCCAUUGGGCCAUUGCCCAAGCCAGUUUACUCUCAGAAGCCAAUCCCACACCCAGUUAAAAUGGGAGGUUUGUGUCCUCAAAGGCAUCCGGCGUACAACCUGUGCCGAAUUAAAUCCGCGAUCCGAAGAUCUGCUGUGUAGAAACUUCUGACGGAAGCAGCCGUAGGAAAACACCAUUAGAUUUUGUUCCAAAUGAAUUCAACCACGAUUCACAUUAGGUUUUUUUUUUGUUUGUUUUGGGUUUUUUUUUUCGAUUUCAUUUGGUUUUAAUUUGCCUUUGAAUUGAAUGUAAACUAAUUUUUUACAACUAUUUUCAAUCGAAUAAACAGCAAUUUUCGAUA